ACUCCUUUCAUGACAGGAACUUUAAGAUGGAACCCUGAGAUGACUUAAAACGGAGGGGAUCGUGGAGACAUAAAAGAGAUCAUGGAAUUCCAUUUCAUCACAUGGUCAAGCUUUAUGCUCAUUAUGUCAAGAUUGAUGACGUCACAUGCGCUAUCGCAUGGGCCCGGGCGCUGCUGGAACACCAUCAGUGCUCUGAUCACCGUCCGGGAGACGUUUAUGGAAUCGAUGACGAAGCGGACUGCGACAUGCUGUGACUGGUUCUGUACUUCUAAAUGUUCUUCAUACAGAGUUGUUUAUCGUACUGCUUACCGCAACGCGCUGCGGACGACGUACAAGAUUGAUCUCGGAUGUUGUCCUGGUUGGCGACCGCAAGAAGGACACUGCGUACCUGCAUCUAUACCAGAUGGUCCUGCCGAAGCCACUUUGAUGCCAUUCCAGCCUGGAAACCCUAAAAGCAAUCCAAGGUCUUCAGGAGCUCAUCAAGGAGACACAGGAACAUCAAAAGGAGCAUCUAAUAGCGGAAAAUCUCACCUUGGCCGAGGGGGCGGUAAGGACCAGCGGGCUGGUACUGCUUCAGGCACUAAACCAAUCAACCAUCAGCCGAGGUUACCGGGCCUAGACUCAGCGGCACACCAAGGAGACGUGUACGUCAUAAAGAAGUCUCGGUCCGAUGCUUGGGCAACCUCGCAUCCGGUCGAGAUGUCGGUCAUCGUGGGCUUGCUCGGCAUCGUCAUCGUCGUCAUCCUUGUCGGCUGGACAAUGUAUAAAAAAAGAAUAUCGAGGGAUCAUAUAGCACUUAUACAGCUUUAUAAAGCUGAAGAGAGUUCAGAUGCCUGCGAGGCGGGCGCGUUUCAGUACGAAGUACUUCCGAAGACGGAGGGGGCAAACCAGCAUUUUCCAGCAGCUGCUUCAGCGUCCUCAACGGCAGAAGAGCAUGUCUAUCAAAACUUUCCAAUUGUCAAAUCACGGGCAUUAUACCAUUACAAGAACAGUCAGAAACCUCAAUCAGAAGAAGAGGUACCUCGAGGUAAUCUAUAUGAGAUUAAUUUACCGGAGGAGGAAACUGACGCUAGGUAUACCAUGCUGAAUGUAGGCGAUAGGCAGUCGUCUUCAUCUUAUACCCCACUCCAAAAUACGCCAUCUACGACGAAAGAAGAUAUAUGAUGAUAACUCUCCUUGUGCUAUUACUAGUAAAGGGCAAGUCCACCCCAACAAAAAAUUGCUUUGAACGAAAGGGGAAAAAUCCAACAAGUAUAACACUGGAAAUUUCAUCAAAAUCGGAUGUAAAAUAAGAAAGUUAGGACAUUUUAAAAAUUUCACAAAACAGUAAUAUACACAUCCUAGUCUGCAAAUGAGGGAUUGGUGACGUCAUCCACUCACUAUUUAUUUUUUUAUUUCGUUAUAUGAAAUGUUCUUAUUUUCUCCUCAUUGUCCUGUUGUGAAACAGAGUUUUAUUCACCCCUGAGCAUGUGAAAUUACCAUUGUUUUAAGAUUUUAUGGGUCAGUGAAGUUGGUACUUACUGCCAAACCUGUAAAAAUUGAAUAUUGUUUAAUUCAAACAAUAAAAAAAAUAAUGAGUGGGGGACAUCAUCGACUUUUUCAUGUGCAUAUCACUGACAUGUACAUAUAACUGUUCUGUGAAAAAUAAGCGAAAUCUGAAAUAAUUUUCUUAUAUUACAUCCGAUUUUGAUGAAAUUUUCAGUGUUAAUGCUUUUUUUAUUUUUCUCUAUGGAUUCAAAUCAACCUUUUUUCUAGGGUGGACUUGACUUUUAACACUAUGCAAGCACAGACUCAAAUUUGACACUUUAUAAAAAUAAUACCAGGUCUGAGGUGAAGACUAGACCCCAAACCCAAUGUGUGUAGCAGGCACAACACAUGAGUGAAUCUAGUCUCACUUCAGACUCUGUAUCAUGCACUACUGGUUAUGCGAAAGCCAAGGGUCUGUGCCUGCAGAAUAAAAAAAUAUGUGGUGCAAUCAUAAAAAAAAUCAUUAUGUCGUAUAUUGAUUUGAUUGGAUUUGGAGUGCUAAAAUCAUCCAAAGUCAUUGAUCAUGUUGAUGAAAUUGGAGUCGUUGCGAGAUUUUUAUUUUUUGGGGGAGCGGGGAAGGUUACGCCAUCUAUUUCUAUAUUGAAUAAUGGGGGUAAUGAAUAGUUGCACGUCCUAGACCUCUCUCAUAUAUAGGCCUACUUUUUUCACUAUUCGAAAAUAAUAGGGGAAGACACCCUUUGCCCCCUGUCGGGCCACCCCUGACACGCAUGGAUGAAAAACAGAAUGAUGAAAAUGUUCGAAAUAGACAUGAAAAGAAUAUUCCAAAAAUUUGCUUUGCCCAUCGAUCGUGGACCCGGCAGCCGCUGUGCAGCGCCAGAUCGAGGAGGCUUUAUCCCUUUAAUCGUUGAACGCCAAACAGGGUAGCAGCAACUCCCAUCUUUUAACGUCUUUUGGUCUGACGCGGCCGGGGAACCCCCGAUCUCCCGGUUGUGAGACGGAUGGUGAGGUCAUAAUAAGAUUAGUAUUAAGAAUCAGAUGAUAAACUGGCCAGACAUUGCAAACGAAAAGAAAAUUACAUCAUGGAUUACAUCUAACCCCCCCCCCCCCCCCCCCGAAGGAUUAACGUUAAGCGCAAAGCAUUCAUACUAUCUUCGAGGGUAACAAAAUUAAUUAAACACUGGCUAGAUUGCUACUAAAAGUUGCAUUUUUAGAAUGAUUUCUGGUAAAUCUCACGUAGUAAAAUUGGUUUUGUAACUUACAUGAAUGUGUUUUUAUGUGCCGAACGAAUAAUGAAUUAAUUGAUUAAUCCCAUUACUUAUUUUUCUUAUUAAGGAAAUUGAGACUAGAUAUCAAUUCGAGGAUUGCUGUAUUCAAAAUUUCGAAAAUGCGAUUAUUCUACUCUACCAAGCGCAAAUGACAGCAGAGCAGAAGUCAAUAAUCUAUUAAACAAAUAAAAUUUGAAACGCAGAAUGAUGAUGAUAAGAGCUCUAUUUGUAAAAGAGAUCUAGCCUUUUUUUUAUUAUUUAUCAUUGAUUCUUUAUAUGCACUUACUUUCUAAGUUUAUAUUUAUUUUUUAAUUUUUGCAGAAAAAAAAAACAGAAUGGUCGUGAAGAAGACUCAGUGUGUGAAUACCAUAAGAAUGUGCAUUAAAAACGUAUUCUUUUUUAAUUCCCUGAGAAAAAAAAUGAGAAAAGUAUUUCUGUUUAGAUAUAAAAAUGUCACAGGAAUGAUUCACUAAAUAAAAAUCUUUAUUAAACAUUUAUUAUCAGUUGUGAUUAUUGUAUUGCUUGUAUUUUGAAACACAAAUGUUAUAUUUUGAAUAAAUUGAAAUGAAAUGUACUAAUUGUCUACCAUUAUCAUUGUCUUGCCAUCGAUGGAGAAAAUUGCGAAGUAUGUAAUUUAUGUUUGAUUUGGUGUAUUUUUUUUCUUCGGGGUAGGGGCCUCUGAAUUCCAAAAUUGUUGAAGGGGUUCUACCGACAAUAAACAAAAAUCGACGUAAUCGAUGACAAAAAAUAUUAUAUAAAAUGGAAA
Messenger RNA from Lytechinus pictus (painted urchin), 3519 nucleotides. RefSeq lists its product as uncharacterized. Bases 82 to 1164 code for a protein of 360 amino acids. The transcript is spliced from 7 exons. Lineage: Eukaryota; Metazoa; Echinodermata; Echinoidea; Temnopleuroida; Toxopneustidae. The record is from RefSeq and is a predicted model, not a curated record. Gene Ontology annotation, molecular function: protein binding.